UUCAUUCAUUGUUUGCGUUUCCCCAGUUCCCCUUCUACUCACCUCCUCCCCCCCAGAUUUGAAGGUCUGGAGCCGGCCAGCCAAUGAACGCUGCCCUUGCAGUUUUGGGCGUGGCCGGAGGAGGCGAGGCCCCGCCGCCCAUAUAUAAUGGACAGAGCGUGGGGAAGUUCUGGUUUGGUGUUGUUUACGGGAGAGGUGCUUGGAUGUUUGCGGCCGCAAGGAGCAAAGGCGGAGGAGGAGGCAAGGCGGAGGGUCCUGGUAUCUGUGGCAAAAGCUGCUGGAAGCUUCCUGUUUGCUAAAGAGCCAAGCAGCAGCAGCUUGGGAAGCGCUAGCACAGGUUUUUGUGGCGCCUUGGGAAAGCACUUUCUGCAGUGCUAGCAGUGACACACACCUUGCAGCGGGGAAGCGAAGCGGCCUGCGUAUGUGUCUCAUCCUAUUGUUCAAACUGAGAGACUUGGGGGUGUGAAGGAAGGAGCUUGCGUGUUGUCUCUCUUCUCCCACCCCCUUUACCCCCAUUCUCCUCGCCCUCUGUGCAGGAGGAGACCAGCCGCCCGGGAGCUACAGGAGCUGGUGCCAGCUGGACUGUUCUAUACAGACAUCCCUUGCUCAGGUGCGCCUUCGGGAAUCGGGAAGGGGAACGGAAACCUUUCCUAAGCAUUCUCCCUUCCCAGACUGGGGAAAGGAAAGUUCUUCCCUCAGUCCCUCUACACAGCCAUCGUGGGAGCUGCUGAACUGCCUUCGCCUAUACGACCCCCACCGUUCCUACCUUUCCCAUCAGGUGGUGCCUGCUGCAGCAGAGCUGCUGUAUCCGGGAGACGAGAGGGAACACAUACUACGUUCGCUAGCGGUGCCUGUCUCGCUGUGCUCCCAGGAUCGCAAGGGCAUCGAUAGCUGUGAUCUGUCACCGAGGAGGUGGUGGAUGAGCGCUCUCUGCAGCAGGGCAACGAAUCACUUCUCAAACUGCUGCUGACUGUCGUGCUCCGGGAAUAGCUCUUUCCUGCGAAACUUGGCUUUGGGAGCUUACAACCCAACAUCAUCGUAUGUGUUGACUCUUCUUCCCCGCCGGUCCCCUCCAGGCAGUUUGAUGAAUGCUUUGGGAGUGAGGUAUGAUUUGCUGAGGCUCCUCUUGCAGAAGUGUGUGUGUGCAGUUGUAAAGCGAGCCCUCACCCACCCCCUUGCAAGACAGUAACCAGCCCGUCGGUGGGGGAAGAGUGUGUGUGAGCCGCUCUGCCCAAGUGCUUUGAAUCGCUCGCGUGUGGUGCUGCUGGGCGAUUGGUCGCAAUGCAGCUCUAUGGGAAACAUGCAGCUUCAAGCAAACGUCGAGUCCGUGGCUUCUAGCCGGGGGGAUCGUUAAAAGGGGCAAGGAGGAGAAAGCAGCGGAGUCACCCAGCUCUGCCGUAGCCGGAAUCGGUGGCUUUGCUUCUUAUUUGCAGGGAGUGUGUGCGCCAAGACCCGCAUCUUCUCUGCCACCAGAAGGGGUACGAGACCCCGGCUUGCCCCCCAGCGAAGUUGGUUCAGGGGCGGAUUGGUGCCACCCUUCUUAUCUUGCCGGGGAUUUUUGGUUCCUCCUUGGAUCGCGAAGGACUCCGGUUGCCUUCUCAUAUCCUGCAAGUUGCCCAAGCGCUCGCUCUGCUGAGGAGCAGGAGGAGGGCGGUUGUGUCCUGUCUUAUCUGGGGGGCGGUCUGCCUCGCUCUCCGCUCCUUCCUGGCCCAGGAGUCAAUGCUACAGGGCUCGGCGGCUGUGCAACCUCGGCGGCGGAGGAUGGGCGGCUUCGGGAGGCUCUCUUUGGGGCUCGUGCUGGUGGUGAUCUUGAGCGAGGUGGCGCCGCAGCCCUGCCCGGCUCAGUGCUCCUGUUCCGGCAGCACCGUGGACUGUCACGGGCUGGCGCUGCGGAGCGUCCCGAGGAACAUCCCCCGCAACACCGAAAGGCUGGACCUUAAUGGAAAUAAUAUCACAAGAAUUACCAAGACUGACUUUACUGGCCUAAGACACCUUCGAGUCCUUCAGCUCAUGGAGAACAAGAUUAGCACUAUUGAAAGGGGAGCAUUCCAGGAUCUAAAAGAGCUGGAGAGGCUGCGUCUAAACAGAAAUAAUCUUCAGCUGCUUUCUGAGUUGUUGUUUCUGGGGACUCCGAAACUAUACAGGCU
Chelonoidis abingdonii (Abingdon island giant tortoise) is the source of this 2147-nucleotide messenger RNA. Lineage: Eukaryota; Metazoa; Chordata; Testudines; Testudinidae. The record is from RefSeq and is a predicted model, not a curated record.